Messenger RNA from Gloeophyllum trabeum ATCC 11539, 1407 nucleotides. RefSeq names its product MFS general substrate transporter. The transcript has 8 exons. Gene Ontology annotation, biological process: transmembrane transport. Gene Ontology annotation, cellular component: fungal-type vacuole membrane. Lineage: Eukaryota; Fungi; Basidiomycota; Agaricomycetes; Gloeophyllales; Gloeophyllaceae. The coding region runs from base 1 to 1407 and encodes 468 amino acids. The record is from RefSeq and is a predicted model, not a curated record. Gene Ontology annotation, molecular function: transmembrane transporter activity.
AUGCCAGGCUUCGGGGUUACGUUGCAGUCCUUCUCAGUAUCGCAAGUGCCGAGGGCGGGAGAGGUUAACCCUGAGGCAGACAAGAGCUCCGACGAGACGCUACAGGAGAAGGACUCAAUCGCCGCAUCACAGAAUGGGUUCAAGUCCGCAAGUCAGGUAGAGGAAUUUACCCCGGAGAGUACUGUGCCACCGCCACCUCCGGAUGGCGGAUUGGAUGCAUGGUUGACCGUACUCGGUUCAGUACUAGUAUCCUUCAGUACGUUCGGUGUCGUCAACUCCUAUGGAGCGUUCAGCGAUUACUACAAGACAACCUAUCUGUCUCAUUACUCGGCGACGUUGGUUUCCAUGAUUGGGGCUGUUCAAGUUUUUAUCCUCUAUGGACUGGGUGCCUUCUCCGGUCCCUUAUUCGAUGCGUACGGCCCCCGGCUCAUGAUUCCGACCAGCGGCUUAAUCGCCACCUUUGCCCUCUUCAUGCUGUCAUUAACGCAGCCGCAGAAGAUCUGGCAACAAUAUCUUACUCAAGCCAUUCUGUUCAAUAUUGGCGCCUCAAUAGGGUUCUUCCCGGCUGUGUCCGUCAUAGCUCAUUGGUUUAAGCGCAACGCCGCUUACGCCAUGGGAUGUGUAAUUGCAGGCGCAAGCGCGGGAGGGAUUGUAUUCCCGAUCAUGAUCCACAAGCUAAUCCCGAAGAUAGGCUUUGGAUGGACGGUCCGAGCUAUCGCGUUUAUCAUUGUCGGAUGUUACAGUAUCGCAUGCGUGACGAUCAAGACCCGCCGUCCGCCGAAGCCUCUACCCCCGUUCACGCGCAUGGUGGACUUCGGCGCGUUCAAGGAUAUCCGAUUCGCGCUUAUGGCGGUCGGGCUGUGGCUGAAUAUUAUCUCCGCCUUCAACCCCUUCUUCUACAUCGGCCUGUACGGCAUCACGACCGCUGGCCAGAACGUCCUGACGCCAUACUUGUUGACUAUCAUGUGCGCUACAAGUAUUGCCGGACGAGUUCUGCCUGGUAUUAUUGCGGAUAAAGUCGGUCGGUUUAAUAUUAUCACCCUUGCUACCCUCCUCUCGGGCGUACUGAGUUUGGCCAUGUGGUACACCUCGGACAAUGAGGCAGUCCUCGUGACAUACGGAGCCCUCUACGGGUUUGUAUCCGGUCCCUGCUUCUCUCUUAUGCCUGCAUGCGUCGCUCAAAUCUCACCAAUCGAGAAAGUCGGUGCACGCGUCGGGAUCCUCUUUGGCUUUCUAUCUACGGGUGCGCUCCUCGGUACACCCGUCGGUGGCGUCUUUAUCAAAGACCAGACGAAACCAAACUUCCAACACCUUAUCAUUUACACGGGAGUAAUGGGUAUCGCCGGAGCUUGCUUCCUCUUUGCUGCCAAGUUGAAAUGCAAUUCGCGAUUGACUGCUAUCGUCUAA